Molecule: messenger RNA, 2140 nt
Organism: Metopolophium dirhodum (rose-grain aphid)
Lineage: Eukaryota; Metazoa; Arthropoda; Insecta; Hemiptera; Aphididae
Exons: 1
Coding region: 189-581 (130 amino acids)
Source: RefSeq, a predicted model, not a curated record
UAUAGUUUAUCGUUCGCCCUGCACCUAUAUUUUAUAUACCUAAUUAUCGGGGCGAUAAUACACACGCACUCAUUCACCGCAUCGACUUCGAGACAACACUGCAAGCGAUCCGCCAAGGAGCAGAUUCUGAAAUAACGGAUAUCGUACCGCAUAUUUAGGUUUGUGUAGGUAUAAACAACAACAACAAUAUGAUUCUGCCAUACGCCGCUCUGGUCGUGUUCGCUUUCACGGUGACGUUCGAUUCAUUAAACUUGUACUCGCUCGUCGUAACGGCGUUUGACAACAUAAUCUUCGAAACGUGCCAGCAAUGUCUGGAGUCAGAUUGCCACCUCAAAGAUAAAAGACCGUGCAUAACCAGAUACUGGGAGAAAUUCAAUUUUACGUGUUACACGUGCUAUACAAACGAUGAUGGUGUCCGACAGUACUACUCCGAAGAUGAAUGCAACACAGCAUGCACGGACCCGGCGAAGAAGUGCGUUUGUGAUUUUGAGUGUUACAUUUGCAUCGACAAAGAGCUGGGCAAUUUGAAGAAUUGGACGCGGUGCAAUCAUUACCGUGUUGAGGAACCAACGUGCGUGUAAGUCCCGUACGGUGCCAGUCAGCAAGCCCGCCGUGAGAUUAUAAUUAAAAUAAUAUUAUGAUAAUAUAUUUUCAAUUAUUUACAAUUGUGAUUUUUGUUCUUAAAAAAAAAAUAAUACUGCACUGUGUAAUAAUAUUAUAUAGUAUAUAACAUACGCAUCCGAUCACCACCGCCGUGAAGAAUUUAAUAUUAUUGUUUUCACGGUUUCACUUCGCACAAUAUUCUCACACAAAAGGUAUAUCUGCCGCCGCAGUGACCGGUCGUCGUGCAUAUUAUAAUACAUAUUAUUAUCAUUAUUAAUCUGCGGCAGUGGCGCGUAAUUUAUUUUUAAAACUACCCUUCUGAUUGGUAAUAUUAGAAAUAUUACCUACAUAAAUAUGACGGUCGCCUGUUUCCCAAAAAUUUGUUCCAAUGUGUGAAAAAAAAAACAAUGAAAACACAAAACUUCUAUAUUACCUACUGUUAUUUGAUAAUCUUUACGAUGUUCCCUAUAGUAUCACAAUUAUUUAUUAUUUUACACAUCGUAUAAAUUAUACAUUAUAAUCAUAACAUUAAGUUGAUAUAUAGUGAAGAUGAUAAAUGUUUGUAAAAUUAUAUUAUGUAAUCGGCGCACUAAAAUAUCAUUCUAUGUAUUAUUUAAUCAAUAUUAAACUAUUACUCCAUCACGUAAAUACUUUGUACUUUAUUAAUUUAUUUUUUAGAAACUCUGAGGUCCGUCGUAUUCGAAUGUUGUAAAACUGCAUCUGGUCUAUAUAAGAUGAGUUCAUUAUUAAAAAAAUAUUAUUUGCUAGUAAUAUAUACAGAGUGAUUCACCAAGAAUUUUUUUGAAAUCGUUAUACAUAUUUUAAAACCAUAUUUUAAAAUUAUUGAAAUUUUUUUCAACCUUUUAUACUGUUCAUUAUUUAGCUUUGUAGGCAAUGGUAAAAUGCAUUUUAGUAAUUUACAUAUAUCUAACAACAAUAAUUAUUAUAAUUUGUAAAAAUGGUCAAAGCUUAAUAAAUACUAGAUCUAAUAUUACAUUCUGUUUUAUAUUUUUAUAAGACCAUUUUUAAUGACUAUUAUCCUUAGUGUUAACAUUUAAACAAAUAAAAAGGUACUAGUUCAGAUUUUGAAUCAGGUACCUCCAUUUUCAAAAAAUUUAUUUACCAAAACAUUUACUGUAAAAAAGAAAGGUUCUCAUUUGAAAAACAGAAGUUUGCAGGUAUCACCAUUCACCACAGAAUACUUUUUAAGUAAUAUAAAAUGUUAUUUGUUGGGUCAAAAAGAGUGAAAAAUUAAAACAAGGCUUCUGAUAUAUUGUUACAAUAGUAGUUGAAAAAUAUUUAAAAUACAUAUGUCGAUUGUUUUUAUAAGAAUUUAAAGUUCAAUUUUGACAACGUUUAUCAAAUUUUAAAUUGAUUUUGUAGUUAACAAUCUAUAAUAUGUUCAACUAUUAUAGCUAAAAAUUGAAAAUUUAAGUUAAGGUUUCCACGUAAGUAGGUAACCAAAAAAUCUCAAAAAUAUAAAACACAGUGUUUUUAUUGUUAUUUUACGUUCAAAUUUGGACGAAAUUACAUAUUA